Molecule: messenger RNA, 782 nt
Organism: Manduca sexta (tobacco hornworm)
Lineage: Eukaryota; Metazoa; Arthropoda; Insecta; Lepidoptera; Sphingidae
Exons: 2
Coding region: 31-369 (112 amino acids)
Source: RefSeq, a predicted model, not a curated record
GCUGACAUAUUAAUAUAGAGCAAUUUGACAAUGAGCAAGGAAAUGAUAGAAUAUGAUGACGAAGAAUAUGUGGAUGUGAACUCACUUCCACUAAAACCACCGCAGCCGCUGUUGCCCCCCGAGCGGCCGACCCGUCGUCCUUGGCAUCCAGUCAUGUGGGACAGCUCGAUAAUUGGCAUUCCGCCACCAGAUCACUCCCAGAAGGAGGAUGAGCCAGUCUCGAAGUCACGGGAAUACCCUCAUAAACAACGCAUACGCAACUUGCGACGACUCAUCGCGCAAGGGAAAGUGAAACCUACACCCGAGACACUCAUCUUCUUCCUGUGUAAUAAAUUCGCCAUUUCCGAAGAACGACAAAAAAACCUAUAAAAAUGUAAAAUUUAUAUUAUUAUAUCGUAUUAUUCUAUUUUUAUAUAUUAUGGUUUAAUCUUUAUUAGCUUCAUAUGACUUAUUGUCCAUUGACGUUAUAGCCUAUAGACAUUAGACACCUAGUGCCCGAUAUUUCUCUUCACAUUAAUUUUACCAAUUAUAACCUACAUGAGUUAUAAGGAAGCGGGUAGCUCUAUUACGAUUAGUUUUGCGCACUUCAUUAGGUUUACGUAGCCAUAGAAACACUACACUGUCUAACACUGUGUAAUGCUAACGGAAAGUGUAAAAUGUACUUCAGUCAGAUAGAACAAUAAGACGUCAACGGGGUAAAUAUAUCAAAUGUGUUAUGACUAGUAUAAGAUGAAUUCCGUAAUGUUUAUAAUAUUAUGAAUAAACCAAAUUAUUACAUGUAA